Odontomachus brunneus is the source of this 1371-nucleotide messenger RNA. It is a transcript of the gene MRG15, whose product is annotated as mortality factor 4-like protein 1. The transcript is spliced from 7 exons. The record is from RefSeq and is a predicted model, not a curated record. Lineage: Eukaryota; Metazoa; Arthropoda; Insecta; Hymenoptera; Formicidae. Gene Ontology annotation, biological process: chromatin organization; regulation of DNA-templated transcription. Gene Ontology annotation, cellular component: NuA4 histone acetyltransferase complex; nucleus. Bases 72 to 1136 code for a protein of 354 amino acids.
GACACGGACUUAAGGAGCGAGAAUAGAAGAACGCGGUAGCGUUCCCCGAACACAUCCAAAGCGUAGCAUUUAUGUACGGCGUCGGCAUGGGAGAAGUAUCAGAGUCACACGAUGUACUCAAGACAAUGCCACCAAAGUGUAAAUUUCAAGAAGGUGAAAAAGUACUAUGUUUCCAUGGGCCGUUGAUUUAUGAAGCAAAGUGUUUGAAGUCCUCUAUUACUAAGGAAAAGCAAAUCAAAUAUUUUAUCCACUAUGCUGGCUGGAAUAAAAACUGGGAUGAAUGGGUACCAGAGAGUAGAGUUCUCAAGUACAAUGAGGCUAAUGUACAAAGACAACGAGAAGUCCAGAGAGCUCAUUCAAAUCAGCAAUCUACACAGAAAAAUAAAAAGGGCAGCACAACAACCAAGACACAGGGAAGGCGAAGUGAAGGGAUUAGAGAGAAAGAUACAGACAGUAGGGCAAGUACACCUGUAGCAACAACUGACAAGAGCAUAAGUCGCUUCAGCAAAGGCUCAAGCAACACAGCGACACCCUCAUCAUCUCAUGAUUCUCCAUCUGAACCUACACGUAAAAAACGAAGUCGACUAGAACCAUCUGGUGAAACUGAAGAGUAUCUGACUAAGGUGGAAGUUAAGAUUAAGUUACCUGAAGAAUUGAAAUUUGUUCUAAUUGAUGAAUCUGAAGUGAUAUUGAAGCACCAUAAACUACCAGCAUUACCUGUAAAGAAUACAGUCGAUAAGAUCUUGGAUGAUUAUGUCGAAGCAAAGUCAUUGGGAAAAACAAAUGAUAUAAAAGAAAGUACACUAGAAAUAACGAAAGGUAUUCGCGAAUACUUUAAUGCUACGUUGGGCCUUCAACUUUUGUAUAAGUGGGAACGGCCGCAAUUUAUACAGAUAAUGAACGACAAUCCGGAAACGCAACCAAGUCAACUGUAUGGUGCAUUUCAUUUACUCAGACUAUUUGUAAGACUCGGUGGUAUGCUGUCGUACACACCUUUGGACGAAAGAAGUAUUCAAUUGCUGCUAACACAUUUUCAUGAAUUUUUACAAUAUUUGCAGAAGAAUGACACUGAACUUUUCAACCUUCAGCAGGAUUACACAGACCCGCCACCAGAUUAUCACCGAAAAUAUGGUUAAAUCCGUUAAAAAAACAUUGCAAAUCUCUAUUCAUUAGAAUUGUUAACAAAACUCUGCUGAAUUUUCCUUUAUAAUAUUUUAUAUGGUGAUUAAAAUUAGAAAUAUAUAUAUAAGCGCGAGAACGCUAAUCCUCGUUAAGCUUCGUCAUUUUAAACAAAUAAUAUGUUAUAUUAGCAUAGACAAAUUAGUGCGUAAUUGUAAUUACCAUAAUUAAAGAGAGAUUUAUAUAUAUCAA